Messenger RNA from Galeopterus variegatus (Sunda flying lemur), 821 nucleotides. RefSeq names its product fructose-1,6-bisphosphatase 1-like. Gene Ontology annotation, biological process: fructose metabolic process; fructose 1,6-bisphosphate metabolic process; sucrose biosynthetic process. The annotation marks the transcript as partial. Gene Ontology annotation, cellular component: cytoplasm; cytosol. The transcript has 3 exons. The record is from RefSeq and is a predicted model, not a curated record. NCBI's taxonomy places the organism in Eukaryota, Metazoa, Chordata, Mammalia, Dermoptera, Cynocephalidae. Gene Ontology annotation, molecular function: fructose 1,6-bisphosphate 1-phosphatase activity.
CAAUCAGCUGGUGAACCUUCUGAGAAGGAUGCUCUGCAGCCAGGCCGGAACCUGGUGGCGGCCGGCUAUGCGCUCUAUGGCAGCGCCACCAUGUUGGUCCUCGCCAUGGACAGUGGGGUCAACUGCUUCAUGCUGGACCCGCAAUCAGCUGGUGAACCUUCUGAGAAGGAUGCUCUGCAGCCAGGCCGGAACCUGGUGGCGGCCGGCUAUGCGCUCUAUGGCAGCGCCACCAUGUUGGUCCUCGCCAUGGACAGUGGGGUCAACUGCUUUAUGCUGGACCCGGCCAUCGGAGAGUUCAUUUUGGUGGACAAGAAUGUGAAGAUCAAAAAGAAGGGUGACAUCUACAGCCUCAACGAGGGCUAUGCCAGGGACUUCGACCCAGCCAUCGCUGAGUACGUCCAGAGGAAGAAGUUCCCCCCGGUAAGUGAGGGCCAGGCCGGGGCUGCUGCAGAGUCCGGGUGUCAGGCACCAGGGCAGCUCCAGGGGGCUGGUGUCCCCAAGAGGAAAAGGGACCUGGGAAUGGAGAAGGGCCCAGACCUCGCUUGGGACUUGUGAGUUAUGUGACGACCUGUGGAUUCACAAUUCACCCUGGAGGUGGAUGGAAGCAGGGACGGAAGUGGACUGGACUUUGACGUGUGCAGAGCCCAUGACUGAUUGCUUACCUGGGGACUGGGGACUGGAGUUCCUGCCCUGAGAUGUCAGAACUGGAGUUAACCAGAUGAAUGAGAGCAUGGCAAUGAGAUGUUUCCCCUCCUGGGGUCCAAGGUCCCAGGUGGUGCAACUGUGGUUCUCCCGCCUGGGUGUCUGUCCCUCCAGACCUG